AUCGCUCCACAGCACAUGGGGUGUUUGGAGAGGGGCUAAAGCACUGGAGCUGCGCAGCAAAUACCCCCCAGCAGAGCCGUCUCUCAGGACAGAGACGCUAUGUCGAGGCUCUGGAUUAUGGUCCUUGUUCUGCUGUGGAUUCCAGUCAUGGCCAUCGCACAGCUCCCAGGCAAUGCCCAGUGCCCUGUGAACUGCUCCUGCUUCUUCUCCCAGUGGUUUGUCCGGUGCUCCAAUGCCAGCUUAUCCUCUCUUCCCCCUGGCAUCCCCAAUGCCACCGUGGAGCUCGACCUGCAGCACAACCAGUUCAGCACCCUCUCAGCAGGCUUCUUCCCAGAACUGGCUGAGAUCAGCAUCAUUUACCUUGGCAGCAGUGGCAUCCACCAGGUUGAGCCGGGGGCUUUUCAGGGGGUCAAGAAUCUGUACCAUCUCCACCUGGACAACAACCUCCUGGAGCAGGUCCCAGAGGGUGUCUUUGAGAAUCUGACAAAUCUGAUCUUCCUGCACCUGGAGCACAACCAGAUUGCUCACCUCCUGCCAGGUGGGUUCUCUUCUCUGAAGCAGCUCAGUGUCCUGGACCUGAGUAACAACCUGCUGCUGGAGCUCUCCGACCAAGCCCUUCACGGCCUCCCGCGGCUGCGUCAGCUCUACCUGAGUGCGAACCGUAUUACCAAUGUGUCCAGCAAAGCCCUCCCAGGCACCCUGCGGGCCCUCAGCCUAGACGGGAACCAGCUAGUGAGCGUGCCCGCGGCCAUCCGCACCUCUCCCAUGCUCUCCACUCUACAGCUGAGUGGUAACCCCAUCCGGAAGCUGACGUCUCUCGCCUUUGGGAGGAGGCUUCGGUCCCUAAGGCAGCUGUUCCUGGACAGCCUGGCCCUGGAGCAGAUCACCAACUUGGCUUUCACCAGGCUCCGCUGGCUGGAGCUGCUGAGCCUGAGGAACAACAGCCUGGAGUCGCUUCCGCCUCUGUCCUCCCUGAAGUCGCUCUCCACUCUGUAUCUGACUGGGAACAAGUGGCGCUGUGACUGCAAACUGAUCUGGCUCCGCACCUGGCAGAAGAAGGUGCUCCGGAAAGAACGCAGCCCCGUGGAGUGCAGCUCCCCGGGGGCGCUACAGGGACAGCUCCUGGUGGACAUAGAGUUACAGAAGCUGACUUGCCCACCUUUUGGGAUGGACUCCACCACCCUCAGCCCCUCUGAGAACACGAAUACACCCACGGCCAUUGCUCCACCCAGAGACAUACCUCUCCCAGGGGCUGCUACCACAGCUACUGCCACGACCUCUGCCGCCCUGAUCACCACGAGGAGGCUCCCCAGCUCCACCACGCGCUCAGCUACCUCCCUUCACCGUGUGCCGGAGAGGUGGGACCCAUGCUUGGCCGACCACAUCAGCAGCAUCAGCAUCAGGACAAAGGGUGACACCUCCCUGGUGGUUUCCUGGUCUUUCUCCGGUGACCACGACCAAUUUGAGGUGCGGUACACGGCCGGCCGGGAUGAGCAGGUGCUGCGGGUGGUGGGAGGGUUGGCCGAGGUGACGCUCCACGAUCUCCGCGGGGGGACCGAGUACAGAGUCUGCGUCAUCCCCCAGAAUGAGAAUCUGCUGGAGUGCCAGGCCCCUGCCGUCCGGCAGUGCAAAGCAGAGCGCACUGCCGGCCUUCCUAGUGACACACAGCCCGUGCACGCCCCGCUCGGCCACAGCCACUCGGCCGUGGGUUUCGGCGUCGCUGUCGCUCUCCUAGCACUCGCAGCACUGGCCCUGGCUGUCACCUACAGACUGCGGACACGGCCGAUCCAAUUCCAGCGCUACUAUGAUGAAGAUGGGUCACCCCUUCAUCGCAGGAGCAGCAACCAAGCCAAGAUGACCACGGACCCAGUUGACGAGAGCAUGGAGGACGAGGACUGGCACAGUUAUGUGACAGCUGCCGGCCGGUGCCCAGAGGAGAAAGUAGACUGCACUGUGUCUGCCCCACCCAGGCUCACACUCACAUCCACACCCACGUAUGUGACUCUGUGAUUCUAACUGCUUCCCGGCAACCUACGGCUGAGCAGGAAUUGCCUCAUGGGGUCUGCCACUCACCCAGGGACCUGACACCAUAGAGCCCCGAGGAGUAAACCAGACAGUUCUGUAACCG
This is a messenger RNA of Emys orbicularis (European pond turtle), 2128 nucleotides long. RefSeq names its product chondroadherin-like. Lineage: Eukaryota; Metazoa; Chordata; Testudines; Emydidae. The coding region runs from base 100 to 2010 and encodes 636 amino acids. Gene Ontology annotation, molecular function: protein binding. The record is from RefSeq and is a predicted model, not a curated record. The transcript is spliced from 4 exons. Gene Ontology annotation, cellular component: plasma membrane.